Messenger RNA from Paramormyrops kingsleyae, 10666 nucleotides. RefSeq names its product 3'-5' exoribonuclease HELZ2-like. Gene Ontology annotation, molecular function: RNA nuclease activity; 5'-3' DNA helicase activity; RNA binding. The record is from RefSeq and is a predicted model, not a curated record. Lineage: Eukaryota; Metazoa; Chordata; Actinopteri; Osteoglossiformes; Mormyridae.
ACUAUCGUGAGACACAGAAGUGAUACCUAACAAACUACACGCAAAGCAACGGCUUCCUACACCUUAUAAGAUAAGGAACCCAUUUGGCGGUGUGAAUAUAAACUGUUAUUUUAAAUGAACAGAACGGUAUUCCAUGGAACGAGGUUUUAGAUAUUUCUUUUCGCCGACUUGGUUAUCAUCACAAGCUUUAUACGCUCCCAGAGAAACAACAGUGACCUUUGUGCAUCUUUGUUAAUAAAAUAGAUAAGACUAAUUUGAAACUGGAAUCUUAUAUGGCGCGUCAUCUGCCCUGUUGCGCUUCCCACCUUGGGAUUGUCUCCAAGUUCAGCAAGAACCUCCUCUGAAUACCUGGCUAUGCUAAAUGGAUGCAGCUCAAAGAAGGCAGUGGGAGUUUUAUUCCAAAUGAAUUUUUUAUUUCUUUCAACCAUUGAUUACACGGUAAUCUGGUGAUGCCGUCCAACGCAACAAACAUGACAGCUGCAGAACAAGACACAUCUGUUCUAAAGACACUUCUGGAAAUAUGUGACUUGAAAAUCGCUUGCUCCACAUGUGCCAGUAAAGAGAAUGAAAUAACAUAUUUGCUGAGAACCACUGCGCAUCAGUGUCAUGGCGAUAUACUCUUAGCCAAGGCUAAGGGCAAUGGCAAAAGAUGGAGAUAUAUCUCCCGUCGGCCUCAGUUUCCAAACCCCAGCAAAUACUGCGUGUGCUAUUUUUUUGUGGAAGGCCUAGGAUGCACCAAGCACCAUAAUCGGUGUACCUUUGCCACAAGUAAUGAAGAGGUUAUGGUGUGGAACUUUCAAAAGCGCAACAAAAUGGACCACAGCACUCUGAUAAAACUUUUGGCCAGUCGUCGAGGUGACGCCCAAAAGCGGGCCGACACAGCCGGGGAAAUCUUGGCCGAGUUUGGCGGGCAGUUUAGGGAGCUUUGCGGGGCUUGUUUUCGCAGCUCCCCCCAGAGAAUCGCAGACAAAAGGUGGAACAACACGUGCACUGGGGAGGCAGCGCACACCUGGAGUCCCAUUUUAACCCACUGCCUGGAAGAGCAGAGCAAGAAGGUUUAUAAUGAGAUCCGCCACCGGUCACUCCACGGAUUUCAGGUCUGUGCCCAUGUUGCUCGGGGAUUUCCUUGCUGGCACAGGUUCAGCAGCUGCCCGUUCGCGCACAGUGAAGUGGAGAUGGCUGUUUGGAAGGAAGAGGUCACAGGCAAGUUGCACCGGCAGGACCUCAUCUUGCUGUCCCAAAGGAAACAGCUGUCAGACACAAGCUCAGCGGCUAAGUCCAGUCCUGCGUUGCAAUACUACUGCAAAGCCUGCCUUCUGACUGUCUCCUCCCAGGAGAGCUUCAUUAAGCAUUGUGCCUCCCUUGAACACACCAUGAUGAUCACUGAGGACUUCACCGCAGAAUGGAAGCACCGACCUCCCCCUCAGAAUUGCAAACCAGAACUUUGCGACAGGCCUAAGACGUGCGACUAUGGCCAUAACUGCACGCGGGCGCAUUCCGCGGAGGAACUGACUGAGUGGAUCAUGCGGCACAAGGAGGCAGAGGAGAUCAGGAGCAGUGCAGAAGCUCAGGGGCUGAUGUCUUACAGGGAGCUCCUCUUGCAGGAGUACAGGAACAGCAGUAAUGAAGUGCACAUUAUCUCGGAUUAUGUUGAUGAUGUCAUUGUUACACAUGAUAAGGAUUUGAGUGUGGAGUGUGAGAAGACUGGAACUCUGUUAAAGUGGAUUUUUCAGAUUAAAACUGAGCGAUUACUUGGGCAUAUUGCGCUUCUGAAACAAGAACCGGGAUCUACAUUUUCUCUGGGUGAAAUCAGUCCAGAGGGUCCUUGCAUUUAUGCGACUGGAGAGAAAUUUUGUACUUCAGACAUGUCCUUUGAGGUUCCAGUGUUCUUUACCUCCAUUAACCCAGGUCUGUAUGAGCAGUGGCUGGUGUUCGACUUCAAUAUGAGGCCAGUGCUCUUACAGAAACUUCAAGUGAGGGUGGGAGAGCAUAUGCUCCCUUUACCAGAGGAGAUGCCCAUGAGUGUGAGGCCCCUCAUCCAGGAUUUGAAGAGAUGGCACCGGGGAAACAGAUUCAUCAUUCCCUGUACAGAAAAAAAGGAGGAAGAAGAGGAGCUCCUGAAGGAGUACAAGCCUCCUCAAAUGAACUUGCAGUUCAACCCCAAAGCUGAAGACCACAGUCCCUUAACCCGCCAGAACUACAGAGAGCGAAUGCACAACUUCCUCUACAGAGAGGAGCUGGCACUAGAAGAGGUGGUGUCCAGGUUAAGCCUAAAAACAACCAUCUCCCUGCCUGACAAGAUCUAUGGAGAUGGAUUUGGGAUGAAAUUUGCUCCAGCUGGGGAGCUUUUUGCUGAAGUCCCUGUUCAUUUCUCCCUGACGCCCGACACCCCAGAGGGCUACGUGCUAAGGAGAUCGGUCUGUUCAGCCCUGGUGGCUCCCGCGUCAGCAGCCAAUCAGAAUAAUCAGGUCUACGAGGCGGACAUCGUUCGAGAUGCCAGCAGUGAGAACAUGAUGUAUCUGCAGCUCUCCAAACGAUGCUGCCAUGACAUGGGGCUCCAGAGCAACAUGACCUGUGCAAUGGAGGUCCAGUUUCAGAUCAGUCGUCUUCCUCUCUGCGAGAUGCACAAAGCCGUCGACCUCCUUCCAGAAGUUGAAAUGGUUUUGCCAGACAUGGACCAGUGCUGUGUUCCAGUGCACGCGGUGCAGUACACUAGGCUUAAUGCAAAGCAGCAAACAGCCAUGUCCUUCAUCCUUGGCGAAUCGGACGGAAGAAGAAGCGUCGCACCUCUCCUCAUAUACGGACCAUUUGGAACAGGGAAAACUUACACUCUGGCCACAGCAGCAAAGGAGUUGGUCCGUCAGCCUGGAACCAGAGUCCUAAUUUGCACUCACACAAAUAGUUCUGCAGAUUUAUAUGUGAAAGAUCAUUUCCACCUCUAUGUUAACGCUGGAAAUCCUCAAGCUCGACCUCUCAGGAUUAAAGCCAACAAGAAAGGGGUGGUUACCAGUGCAACAGAUGACAUUACGGUACAAUACUGUCACCUUUCCACGGAUGGUCAGUUUCUGUUUCCUGACAAGGCUACAGUAGACAAAUUCAAAAUAGUCAUAACCACAGCUGCAAUGGCCAGAUUGUUCCAUGAUCUGAAGCUGCCAUCGGGUUACUUCAGUCAUAUAAUGAUCGAUGAAGCUUCUCAGAUGUUGGAGUGUGAAGCUUUGAUGCCCCUGAGCCUGGCAGGAAAAGGAACACGAGUGGUUCUGGCUGGAGACCACAUGCAGAUGGGUCCGAAGCUUUUCUCCGUUCAAGAUGGCCAAUGCUGUGCUCAGACGCUCCUUAAUCACCUGUUCCGUUACUACCAGGAAGACAAGAAUUUAGCAGCUUCAAGAAGCAGAAUCAUCUUCAAUGAAAACUACCGCUCCACUAAGGAAAUAGUGGACUUUGUGUCCACUUACUUCUACGUUGGUAAGAGUGAUGCCAUCAAGGCCAGUGGGGCAGUGCCUCCGCACCCCCACCACCAUCCUCUGAAGUUCCAGCACGUUCGUGGCCAGUGCCGCUUGGACUCCACGACCAUGUCCUGGUUUAAUCCAGAUGAGAUCACAAGUGUUGUGCAAGUUGUCAAAUCAGUACUGGAGGAAUGGCCCCCUGAGUGGGGAAAUCGGGAUCAAAGAACAAUAUGCGUCCUUUCUGAAGGAUGUCAGGUUCCUCUGAUCAGGAAAGCACUGCGAAGAACGGACCUCUCCAGAGUAACUGUGGAAAAUUUGGAAAAUGUUCAAGGCAAACAGUUCCGGGUAGUAGUGAUGAGCACCGUUCACACUCGAGACAGCCUGCUCUCAUCUGACUCAGCUUACCUGGAUUUCUUCAAUGAUGCCAGAGUGCUGAAUACUGCCAUGACCAGAGCUCAGUCUCAGGUCAUUGUGGUGGGAGAUGCUGUGGCCCUGUGCAUGUUUGGGAGGUGCACGAAGAUCUGGAAAAGCUACACUGGGCAAUGUAUUGGGAAGGGAAGCAUGAACCCACCACAUCUAACUGUAGACUUCAUUGAACAAGAAGUCUGGGAAAUCUCAAGAUUUCAAAGGGUUGUGAAUGAGUGUGAUGCCGAUGUUGAAUAUCCAGCAGAAGAGCCAAAUGUGGAUGAGAUACUUCAAGAGCUAACAGAAGAUCAUAGCAUUAUAGAGGAUGGAGCACUACUAGGGGAUCACCCUGAUGGAGUGGAACAGGAGCAUUUCAGUGUUCAACAUAAGGCAUUUUAUUCUGAAACUGAGAAAAACACAUUAUUGGAAAUGGUGGCACUACAGCCUACACUCUACAAGCACGGUGAAUUGGUGCUGGAACAUUUUGACAGAGGGUAUGUCAUGCCAUAUGUCAACCAUUCCACCCACAUCGUCAUUAAAGGCAAAACGAAUAUAGGAAAGUCCUUUUCUGGAGAUGAAGUGGUUGUAGAAAUAUACAAAGAAAAUGGUCACGAUUUUGGGAAAGUGCUGGGCAUCACCAAGAAGGCUGAAGCUUCUCGAGUAUUUGUGUGUACCUUAGAGGAUAGCUACAACAAAAAGAGCCCUAUCAGUGACAAGGUCACCAAGGUUUUUGUGCCAAUAAACCAGAAUGCAACCAAAAUUCGAGUUCUGGUCAACAAGAAGAACCCAAACUUGAUACCUAUAUGGAGGUCAGACAAUGGAAAUUGGAACAUUAUGAAGAGUGUACACUUCAAUGAAAAGACAAAGCAUGAUCAUGUCUUUGUUGUGGAAGUGAUACGCUGGAAGGAAAAUAAUAUAUUUCCCUUGGGCAAUGUCACUGAUAUUUACCCCAUUGGAAAGUCUUUGGAUGCAGCACUGAACAUUCUUGACAAAGAAUUUAGACUGGUUUCUCAAUCCCAUCAUGUUCUGACUGCAGCCCAGGUCUGUUCCGACACUGAAAAGGAAGAAAUAACUAGAAUGGACCUUCGGGACAUACUAACUUUUACAGUUGACCCAAAACAUGCCAAGGUACUGGAUGAUGCAAUUAGUGUUCAGGAUUUUAAUAACUGCUAUGAACUAGGAGUGCAUAUCACAGAUGUAGCAAGCUUUGUGAGCCGAGGCAGUCUCUUAGAUCUGGAAGCAAAAAAAAUGGGAGCUACAUUUUAUGUGUCCAAUGAAGAGCGACGAUUCAUGCUCCCCAAACCCUUCAGCAUUCACCAAUGCAGUUUUCUUCCAGGGCAGGAUCGUCGAGCAAUUUCUUUAAUUAUCAAAGUUGAAAAAGCAACAAAUCAAAUUGUUAAGCAUGAAUUUGUGUUAUCUCGAAUAAGGUCAGAUCAUCAGCUGACUUAUGAAGAAGCUGAGGACAUCAUUGAAGGCACUGGAAUUGGGGGUCAGUUGAAGGAUUAUGUUACCAUAGCUUAUCACUUUUCCAAGGCCCACAGAAAAGCGCGACUUCUGGAAGACUGGUGCUAUGCCCAACCUGAUGAAUGCCGGCCCAUAGGAAGAAGAAAAUCACAUCAGAUGAUUGAAGAACUCAUGAUAAUGUUCAACAGCUGUGUAUCUGAAUUUUUGAUUGGUUUAAGUGAAACAGAAAUGUGUACACCCCUGAGAUGCCAGGAAAAGCUAACAGUGGAAAGUGUAAGAGCACUUCAAGAGAAAUAUCAAGAUCUCAUACCAUUAUCUACCCAUCUGAGAUACCACAUUGGAUCCCAUUGUAACCAGUCAAGGAAUGAAAGCUUCUGCAUAUUAACUUCAUUAUGGGAGGAGCUUCAGUCUGCUGCUCAGAUGAGAAAAUCUGACAAAGUGAUUGACUUGAUUGCCACAGACAACAUCCACCCACAUCUUCACCCUGCAACAUCAGAACUCAGGAAUUUGCUUGGUAAAUCAUAUGUCGUCCGUUCUAACUCAGCCCCCAAAUCAAAAGUUGGCCACUACUCUUUGCAGCUCAACUCCUAUACAUUGGCAUCAUCACCUCUUCGUCGCUACUUGGAUAUAAUCAUCCAAAGGCUUCUCCAUGGGGUACUCACUAAUACUCCAAUCCAAUACUCCCCACAAGAGAUUGACAUAUUGUGUCAGCAGUUUGAGAACAAAAACAAAACAGCAAAUGCCUACAAAAAGAAAGCUGAAGAACUCUCAGUUGCCAUAAACCUAAGGCAGCAAAAUUCUCAGAAGCUGGCAUUUGUCAGUACUGUAGACCCAGACGGAGAGAGCUUCCGGUUAUCAUUUCCAUUUAAUAAUGACUUACAAGACACUCUGCCUAUUAUGUACAGAGAUUUGCAACUUGAAGACCAACCAGUGUUUGAAAAAGAACACGUGACACUGGCAUGGAAAAGGCGGAUUUACUCCAUUUCUACCACCAGCAACGCCUUGGAACUUAAAAGAUUCCAGCGGUGCAAUCCAUGCACUAGUGUCCCACAGAAGGCUUGGCUGAACCUUGUUGAAGCUGUGAGAAUGGAGGACUGGAAAAUGGUGAAUGAUAUUUUAAUGAGCACAACUACAAAACCCAUGAAGGAGAGUUCUGAAGCAGGAAAUAGAGAGAAGCACUUUGUCAAUCUUGCUUUCAACUUGAAGCCUGGAGAUAUCCUUGAAGUACAAAUGACAAGUGAACAAAAGCAAGGCUUUUUCAUACCUAUUGUUCAGCUGCUCAAUGUUAAUGCAGAUUUUGAGGUGUGUCUUGAACACACUCACAACCCAGUCAUGUGUUUCUCUACAAGUGCAGAGCAUGCAGCCAGAUCCAUGUACCGAAAUGUGGAUGAAUAUGUGAAGAUCUGGAAACCGCUUUGUGAAAUGGAGUCUGCAGCUAAUGCCGUGGAUGAAAGUGAUAGUAUAAUCAUUGAAGAUGUGGAACUAACAUGGAAACAGGGAGUCGGAUUGGAAGGAAGCUUCUUCUUGCCCAACAACUGCAUAAAAGACUGGGCUAUUGAAUGCAGUCUAGCAAGAUGCUACUUGUGUAUUCGAAAAAGAAACAUAAAACAUGACUGUAGUGUUAACUGCUCGGAAAUAAAUGUAGAAGUAGACCCCAAAAAAUUUACUUGGGUAGCCCAUGGAUUUACCACAAGAGAUCUAGGAACCAAGAAGAAUUCUAAAAAUAAAGUGAAAGAAGUGGAAUUCUACAUCAACUAUAUGUCAAUGAAUGCCAAACCACAAUGCGUGUUUCAAGAGAACACAAAGUUCACAGUUGAGCUAAUACCAAAACUUCUCCCUAACAUACGCCAAGAGACUGCCGUAAUCAGCCUUAAGAAUGCAAAUGACCUUGUUCAGAAAAUAGCACUGGGGAAACAAAUACCAAGAGCAGGUUCCGAAUCCAGUCUCCAAAAAUGGGAAAUAAUCCGAUUUCAGCCUUCAGGACUCCCAGAACUGAAUGAGAGCCAACGCGAUGCAAUAGAGAAAGCCAUGAGAAAUAGCUUUACACUGAUACAAGGGCCUCCAGGGACAGGGAAAACAGUGGUGGGAGCCUACAUUGUGUAUUGGUUUCUUAAGCUGAACUCUAGAACGCCAAGAUAUUUUGAGGACCCUGUGGAAAGAGCCAAGGCAGAGGUCAUUCUCUACUGUGGGCCAUCCAAUAAGUCCGUUGAUGUGGUUGCUGAGUACUUGAUGAAGUUUGAGAAGAAGUUGAAGCUGCUCAGGGUCUACAGCCGGCAGAUAGAGAUGCUGGAGUAUCCCUACCCAGGAAGCAUCAUUCAGUUGUCCCGCAAGUCCCUGCGGCAGGAGCACUCCAAGCCGGAGCUCAGACUUAUUUCUAUGCAUCACCGGAUAAGGGAAGGAGAGAACCCAUUUUCAAGUGAAAUACGAGACUUUGAUGAAAGAAUAAGAUCAGAGGAACAGAUGACGGAUAACGAGGUUGAAGAAUACAAGAAGCUUCUAAAUAAAGCCAGACUUCACGAGCUGCGGAAACACGACGUCAUCUUAUGCACCUGCACGGCCGCCUCCACACCAAACAUCACCAAAUCCGUCAGCGCGCGCCAGAUCCUUAUUGACGAAAGCGCCAUGGCAACUGAGCCCCAGACUCUCGUCCCGCUGGUUAGCCACAAUCCCGAAAAGAUUGUGUUAAUUGGUGACCACAAACAGCUCCGGCCCAUUGUGAAGAACUUACAAGUGCGACAUCAGGGCAUGGCAAGGUCUCUCUUUGAGCGUUAUUUUAAGCAAACAAACAGAACAAUAAUGCUGGACACGCAGUAUAGGAUGCAUAAGGACAUUUGUGAAUUUCCAUCUACGGAAUCAUACAAUGGACAACUGAAGACCGAAGUGAACUGUCCACCCAGCGUCCUGCAAGCCAGUAACCGCAGAAGGACCCACAUACUAUUUGGACACAUAACUGGAGAGGAAGUCAGCCUGAUAGUGACCACAGAAAAAGGAAAUGAGAACUCGAAAGCCAACAGGGAGGAGAGUGACAUAGCUGUGCACAUAGCAGAGUCGCUGGUAAACAUCUCUAAAGUCCGUCAGGAGGACAUUGCCGUCUUGUCGCCAUACAAUGCCCAAGUGGCUGGGAUCAAAAAACAACUUACAGAGAUAAAUAUGGAUGGAAUUACCGUGUGUACCAUCACAAAAAGCCAAGGAAGUGAAUGGCGCUAUGUCAUCCUUUCCACCGUACGUUCCUGCCCUAGUGCCAAGAUCGAGAAAGACCCAAGCAGGCCAUGGCUUUCAAAAUACGUGGGCUUCGUUGGGGACCCCAACCAGGUUAACGUGGGCAUCACCAGGGCUCGGCAGGGCCUCUGCAUUAUUGGUAACCAGGAGCUGCUGCGGUGCUCUCCGAUCUGGAACCGACUGCUGAAACAUUACACGGCCAACAGCUGUGUGGUGGGAGCCGAGGAGAUCACGGUCCAUGGAGCUGCCUAGAACCAAGGUUCUCGAAUUCUGUGAGCCUGCCUUUGCAGAGAUUUUCCAGCUUAGGCAUCUGGAAGGCAGGAAUUAAAGUGGGUUAGAUCAUGGCACUUUUGUUUAAUGAAUAAAUAAAUCUGAUUGGCAGUUUCAUACAUAAUAAUUUCAUGCAAGUUUAUUUUUCUUGUGCUGCAGCCUGGCCUCCCAGCUGAUGCCAUCUAGAUACUCGGCAACAAAUCAGAAAGUAAAAUCUCCCCACAGCCCUGUUCCCCACACUUAACAAACAUCCUUUUUGUUGCGUUUUCAUCCCUUCCCUUCAAUACAGUAUGUUCAUGGUAAACUUAUGAUAGCAAUACUUGCUAGCUACGCAAGGGGAGCCAGGAUAAAAAUUAGUUGCUUUUUUCUGAAGUUGUAGGUAAUUUCAAAUGUAACAUUUCAACAGAGCUCAACAAAUAUCACCAAACAAACAAGGUAUUUUAUGUGCAAAUUGACUAUUGUCUUGCUACUGUAGAUACCAGUAUGGUAGCUGACACUCUGGUUAGCACUUAGCUAGCUUAGCUAGACUGACAUUGAGUCCUGAGUGUCUCUCAGAAGCGGAGCUAGCAUGGGGGGUAGAAGUGCGAUCACAGGCCAUGGCUGUUCUCUGCUGUAUGCUGUAGCAAGAUAUUGGUUCAGUAUUUGAAGUUAUUAGCGACUGCCGCACACAACUGGCAAAUCCAGAUUUCUUUAUGGGCAGAUUUUUAUUUAUUUAUGAAUGUUUGCAUGUCCUGGGUCAAAUUCAUAGCACAGAUGGUGUAUAACUGUUCCAAUAACUCUAAAACAACAUGAGGCAGAGAAAUCUAGUAAUGUGUAGUUUGAACAGUUGACUGUGGGCGACUAUGCACGCCCCUUGGAUUUUAAGAUUACUGACUGGUUUUCCAUGCAUUGGAAUAAUUCAGCAAAUAAGUCUAAAAGUGUAAAAGUUUAAGUCUAAAAUUAAAUAAGGCACUCACUUCAAGUACAUUGUGCCUUAAGCAGCUCAUUAUUGGACAGUGCACAGCAUUAAGUCUAGCAUUGUGUCAUUAAGUCAUUCAUUGCAUAAAAGAAAAUGCAGAGUUGGUGACCAUUGCUUUCAAAUUUGUUUGUAAAGGGAGCAUAAAUCAGCUUUUAGGGUCCCCCCCCCCCCCACUCAAAUUCCAGUCUAAGCCCUGCUGGUAGAUUUAAACCAGCAUAUUGACAUCGCCUUCUAGAUAGGCUACCUCAGACCGGAAGCCCAGCAAGUGUUCUGAAUGCAUUGACGUUUCCUGGUUUCCUGACAAACGAUUUCCUGGUUGCUGUCAUGAAAUGUGUCAGUUAAGACAAAAUUUCUUCUGGUAUGCUCAUUUCAAGAAAAAAAUAUUUUUUUACUAAUGUAAAGUUUUGCAAAAUUUAAUAAUAGUAAGUUUUAUUUUUUAACUAAUGCUUUAAGGUUGGUUUACUGAAAAGUCACCUCAUAAUGUGAUCAUUUUAUAUAUUUAAAAAAAAAAACAGAUUUUUUUUUUUAUUUUAAUGCCACAUACCAGCAAUUAAAAUAUUUUUUUGUAAAUCUGUUCUAGCCUUUAAUUAUAAAGUACUUAGAUGAAAGAAUGAAGAUUUUAAAUAUUUCUUUUUUUUUAUUAUAUUUUUAUCACUGAUGGUGUGUUUGUAUGUAGUUUUAGGUUUUGAACAACAUUAAAUGUUUUUAAAUUUUAUUGAAAUAUACAUGAAGGAAUAUGACCAAUUAGCAAUUUAUAUGACUAAAAUGUGUUUAGAAUACAAUAUGGGUGUUUAUAACGAUGUGAUCAAAAAUGUAUGACGUGUAAACAGAAACUUAAUUGUGUAUGGUUUUUGUCUUUUGUCAGUUUAUGUAUUUUUACAAAUAUUAAAGUAAAUAUUUGGUGCUA